Molecule: messenger RNA, 6277 nt
Organism: Bufo bufo (common toad)
Lineage: Eukaryota; Metazoa; Chordata; Amphibia; Anura; Bufonidae
Product: cullin-9-like
Exons: 27
Coding region: 174-5612 (1812 amino acids)
Biological process (GO): ubiquitin-dependent protein catabolic process
Molecular function (GO): ubiquitin protein ligase binding
Source: RefSeq, a predicted model, not a curated record
GUGAUCGACUGACCCGGAAGACGAGAGUAUGGCGUGGCACUGGGAGCUGAGCGGAUGAGACCCGGUGAUGUCGGGUGUCCGGGUAAGUCCCCGCCCCCCUAGGGAUCUGACUGUGCACGGAGAGACGGAAGUAACGGGAUGACAGUACCGGACGCCGCCGCCAGAGUGUCGCCAUGUCGGUGGGGGAGCGGAGGAACGGCAAUCUGCUGGUCCAGCUGGGUCCGAAGCUGCAGGCCCAGCCCGAGGAGCUCCUGCGCCAGCGAUGGAGUGCGGACGGUCAUGUGGAGUAUCUGAUCCGCUGGGCGGUGCAGAACAUGGAGGAGACAGGAGCCGGCAGCGGUGGAACCACCUCACAAGCGGAGAACAAGUCCUCCAACAUCCUCAUGUGGAUGUCAGCUGAGGAAGUCUACAGCAACUGUCCCACCCUGCUGGGGAAGCGGAAGCCUGAGGGGCCCGGGGUCCCACAGGAGAAGACUUCCGGGGCCCCAGAUGAAGGCGCUCUGCAGGAAAUGACCGAGGACGUUCGGAUGCUGGUACAGAGAGCGGCCCGUCAGAUGUCGCCCAGCUGUGGUCCCGACUCGUCUAUCCUCAACACCAUCCACGUGCUGAGCGCUUACGCCAGUAUCGGCUCGCUGGCCGGCGUCUUCAAGGAGACGGGAGCGCUGGACCUGCUGAUGAAGAUGCUCUGCAACCCAGAGAAGCAGAUCCGCAAAAACGCCGGCAAGAUGCUGCGCGCGCUGGCGUCUCAUGAUGCAGGUGGGGGCGGCUGCGCAGUGCAUGGUGGCACAUCCGUGGGGCUCGGGCACGCCAUGACGGGCAGUUGUGUGUGUUUUGCAGGAAGUCGCGCCCACGUCUUGUUGUCCCUCAGUCAGCAGGACGGCAUUGAGCAACACAUGGAUUUCGAGUCGCGCUUUACACUGCUGCAGCUCUUUGCCGAGACCACCAGCUCGGAGGAACAUUGCAUCUCUUUUGAUGGCAUCCACCUACCACAGAUUCCGGGGAAGCAGCUGUUCUCGCUGGUGAAGCGUUACCUGUGUGUGACAUCACUGCUGGACCAACUGAGCAGCGACCGGCCGGACCAGAACCAGGGCACCCGCCUCCAGCGCCAGUUUGACUUCUGCAUGGCCAUGGGCAGCCUCAUCUGUGAGCUGGUGCGGGUCAUGGGCUGGAGGAUGGACAGGCAGCAGUUCUGGGCGCGGCGUCCUCCGAGGUGCAGCGCAUGCGCGGAUGUCUCCAGCACAGAGACCCAGGAGUUAUGGGUGGUGGACCCUGCGCUGGGAGGUGAGAGCCUCUCGCAGGGUGACUGGUGGGAACUUCUCUUCCUAAUCCGACAACUGGACCAUGAGAACCAAGAGAAAAUGCUGGAGGUUGUCAGACAGAAUGUGGAGACGCAGGAUCCUCUCGCUCUCCUCCAGGUGUCGGUGCCUCCCAGUGCAGCGCAGGAGGUGGUGCGGCGCCUCAGUCAGCACUGUCGGGGCCAACACCUGUGUGACCUGCAGAACUUACACCUCUACAUCUGCUCCUGUUCAACCCCAGCACCUCAGAAGUCCUGGCCCGGUCCUGAAGAUGUGGAGAUAAGGUCCCAGAGACCACCAGAGGCAGGAGAUGGAAAGUCCGACCUCCAGAUCCUGAACAUCCUGCUCCUGCUGGAAGGACUACAACUCUCAGCCACUGAGGAGGACCCGGCGGGUGAGAGUCCACAAAAUGUUACCGGAGCCAGCAGUGAGGAGAAGAUGGAGGUGAGGAGGUCUCUGGAGAGCUGCCGGUCACUGGUGCUGAACCUCCAACGGGGGAGGCGUGGUGACGGGGAGAGCAGGAGCUCCUUCGGAGAGUCCACGCUACGUGAGAAGAUGGUGAAGAUGUUGGUUGAGCUGUUGAUGUCUCAGAUGAAGGAGAAGCUUGUGGUGGUGACGAGUCUGCAGCUCACCUACCUGCUCAUGUCCAAGUAUGACUGGCGGGUGCUGUUUGCCACGGAGGGAGGGGUGCGGGCGGUGCUGGGCUGUAUGCAGGAGCACCAGUCCUCGCUUGCCAUCCAGCACAUUGGUCUGGCGGUCCUGAAGGUGCUGACCGGGGUGGGAAGCUGUGACCUGCGAGGAAGCUCCCGCCGCUACAACCUGAAUCCGGGGGACGCUCAGGUGAUGAAGGAAAUCUUCUCCAGCAUCGGAUCGGCUGCCAGCGGGAGCUCCACCAGCCUCCUGAGGGCCAUCCCCGAGGCCAUCAGCAAGCUGCAGAGCACAGAGGGGUGCUUGACCUCCGUGUACAACGGGCUGCUGGUCAUCCGGAUGCUGACCGACAACCAUGAAGCUCUGUCUGAGCAGCUGUCCGGGGGCGAGCUGUCCGACAUCCUCCACAGCGUCACCGGAGACAGCAACUCCACCUUCAGCAGCCUGGAUGUCUCCAUGCAGAAACGGCUCCAGGACCUGAUAAAGAGCAGUCAGGAGAAGAGCGGCACCGAGGCCAAAGAGGUGGCCCCGGCUCUGCAGGACAUGGACGUGGCGUCGUUGCUCAGCGGUCUGCAGGACGUGCGGCUGUGCCGGGAGCUGCUGCCGUCUCUGGAGCGCUGUGUCUGUGGUGACACCUCUGCGCUGCCGUGUGAUGUCUCCCAGCUCCUCACAGACCCCGACUUCUUCCUGCAGCUUCUCUCCAGCCUGGAGCAGCUCCGCAGCGAGAAGCAUCUCCAGCUCUGUGUCUACAGGAUCCUGAAUAAAUGCCUGUCCUACUACCAGGAGGACGCCCUCCCCUGGCAUCGCAGCAUUGAGCCCUGCCUGACCUCCCUCGUCAGCACCACCAGCGACCAUGAGGUCGUCCAGGAGGUCGUCAGCUUCCUGCACCGCCUGGCGUCCAUUAAUAAAGACUGUGCCGUGGUCAUGUGCCGGCUCGGGGCAAAGGAGAUGCUGAGUAAAGUGUUGGAGAAGCAGAGCGCCACCGUCCUGCAGGCGGCUGAACUGCGAGACCUCCUGAGUGACUGCGAGAAGUACACCAGCCUCUACCAGAAGAUGGCCACCAGCAUCCUGGCAGGGUGCAUCCAGAUGGUUCUGGGGCAGAUUGAGGAGCAUCGGCGCUGCCAGCAGCAGAUCAGCAUCCCCUUCUUUGAUGUCUUCUUGAGAAACCUCUGUCAGGGCUCCAGCGUGGAAGUGAAAGAAGACAAAUGCUGGGAGAAGAUGGAAGUUUCCUCCAACCCGCAUCGCGCCAACAAACUGACUGACGGGAACGCCAAGACCUACUGGGAAUCGAGCGGCAGCACCGGAUCCCAUUAUAUCAACAUCUUCAUGCACCUGGGCGUGGUGAUCCGGCAGCUGGUGCUGAUGGUGGCCAGUGAGGACUCCAGUUACAUGCCGGCCCGAGUGCUCGUAAUGGGCGGAGAGAGCGCGUCCAGUGUCAGCACCGAGCUCAACGCGGUGAACAUCUCUGGCUCCGCCUCCCGCGUCGUGCUCCUGGAGAACGCCACCCGUUUCUGGCCGGUGGUUCAGGUGAAGAUUAAGCGGUGUCAGCAGGGCGGUAUUGACACGCGGGUGCGCGGUCUGGAGGUCCUGGGGCCGAAGCCGACCUUGUGGCCGGUGUUUAAGGAGCAGCUGUGCCGGAGGACCUUCCUCUUCUACACCAGCCGGGCGCACAGCUGGGGGCAGGAGAUCCGCCAGAAGAAGGAGCGCUUACUGCAGCUGUUCAGCAGGUUGAACCGCGCCUUGUCACACGAGCAGGAGUUUGCGGAUCGGUUCCUGGCGGACGAUGAGGCUGCUCUGGCCCUGGGCCGCACCUGUUGGGAGGCGCUGAUAUCCCCCCUGGUGAGGAGCAUCACCACCUCAGACCCCGGCGGAGUGAGCCCCUUCAGCUGGCUUCUUACCCGCUACCUGGAGAACAUUCAGGGGGCUCGACGACCCAAGACCCCAACUUCAGUCUUCAACUCCCGGGUCCGCAGGCUGACCCACCUCCUGGUGCAUGUGGACACCAAUCCCCAGGACACCGCCGCACUGAAGGCCCCCAGUAAGACCAAUGGGAAGAGCCGGGACCCCCCCACUUCCCCCGUGAGACCCUUUGGUUCUGAGUGGAGCAGUAUGGCAGGGAUCGCUCAGUGCUGGCAGGGAGUGGUCCGGAACCAGGUGCAGCGCUUCCUGGAGAUGUCCUGGAAUGAUGUGGAUCUGGUCUCCCGCUUCUGCUCCAUGUACCGGGCCCUCAGAUGCGCCAUGGAUGAGAUGUUUGGACGACAGACGCGGUUCUUACUGUCUCUGCGCCAGGGCUUCUGUGAGGGACUGUUACAGCUGUCAUUCCUGACCGCGCUGCACGUGACGGAGCAGUUCGCUCGCUAUAUAGAUCGGCUGAUAACUGCGAUUCGUGCGGACUCCUCGGAUCUCCGGUCCCUGGAGCAGCUCCAGCAGUUCCUGGACUUUGUCCUUUUCUUGUCUGAUCUGGAAUUGGCCAAUUCUUUUGAGCAUUUUUACAGGCAUUAUCUGGCGGACCGGCUCCUGUCCCUUGGACCUUGCUGGUUGGAGAACUCAGUGGUCGAUCACAUUGGCAUUUGUUUCCCAAACCGUUUCCCCCAACAAAUGCUGAAGAACCUGGAGGAGGCGAAAGAUCUGCAAAGAGAGGAGCAUCUGUACCGGCUGCAGGAGCGUGAUAGAGCGGUCUUAUCUGAGGAGGAGGACGACAAUGAGGAGGAGAUGGUGAUGGAGGAGAUCUCUGUGCUCCAGGACGAGGGUGUGGAGGAUGCUGAGGUUCAGAUCUCGGUGCUUUCUCCUCGAUGCUGGUCUGUAUCCCCUGUCUGCUACCUGGACGAUCCAUCCAAGUACCUCCCAGAGGCCCUCGGCAUCCCUCUGCAGCACUUCAGCGACUUCUAUACAAAGAGUCAGGUCGCUCUGGGCUCGGACCUCACUCAGUCUCGCCGGCUGCAGUGGACUUGGUUGGGGAGCGCUGAGGUACAAUAUGGAGACCUGACGCUCCGAGUCUCCACCCUCCAGAUGUUCAUCCUACUGCUCUUCAACCAGCACAAGGACCUCUCCAUGGAGGACAUAGAGCAGCAGACAGGGACAUCUGGAUCUCUCCUCAAGACUGCAGUAGAUUUCCUGACCUGCGAUACUGGAAUCCUCUCCCAUCAUAAGAACGCAGGGCGUCUCUACGUGAAUGAGGCCCUGUAUGACUUGGGCUCUCGGAUGGCUCUGGAUUUCUCCACCAGAUGGAAUGACAACAGGAUUUCAGAGGAAAUGAUCUGCAUUCUACAAGAGAGAAGAGCUUCCCUGUUACGUGUGUUGGAGCAGGUCAUGAAGGAAGAGCGUGAGAUCCAUGUGGACCGUCUGAUCUACAGGGUUAUUGAUGUGUUCCAGAGAGAAAUGUCCUCUGUGCUGCCCACUCGCUGUGGCAUCCCUGAUGUGCUCUCUUGUAUAAUGCGCCAGCUGGAUCGUGGUGUUAUUCAUAGGAAACCAAGCAAUCCAUUACUUCUGUGCUAUAAGGUGGAGGCUCCAUCCCCUGUGAUACUUUGCCCUUUGCCUUCCAAUUCAGAAACCAUUACCCCAAUCCCACCCCAAGUAUCAGAAUUCUGCAGAGUGCGAAGAAUCAGCAGCAACAUCGGGCCGGUCCCAGAGCAGCGUCCAACAUUCAGCACAUUCAAGUCUAUGGCCUAACGGGACGGAGAUCAGACGCUUCAGCUCGUUCCAGGCUGCGUCCCGUUCUUUUGCAUGUUCUGGACCCUUCCCGCCUAUCUGACAUCUGUUCCUGAUCGGUGAAUGGGUACAUGGAAGGAUGACCUCUAACUUUAGUCCAUGCUCUUCUGGUUUCCCCCUUCAUUUGAUGCUGGUUCUGGUUGCAGAUGGUGGUGGCUUUAAGGUUAUGGUUGAAGCAGUUAAGCCCAGAUGAGUCGAGUGCAUUAUGUAGAGGAAGAAGUUGAUGACUGCUCUGAUCCUAGGAACUGAAGCUAGGGUCAGAUCUAGAGCCUCCACCACACGCAGUACGAGGCCAUCUUAUCUGGAGAUCUUCACUCGCUCAUUACUCUAACCGGAUUCUCAGCUUUACUAAAGGAACAGGUAAAAAUUUUAAGGACAGGCCUUCAAAACUGUACCGAACAGGAUGAGGCGGGGACAGGAUGAUCUGUAUGAUGUGAUGUGUGAACGGUAACUGGUGACUCUGGUACGGGUCGUGCAUCCUCUGUGCCUUCUGCAACAUUGUCGAUUCAGACACAACAUAUGGGUCAGUAUUGUGGGGAUUCGCUCUGGAAGGCAGGGUGAGCGGACGCCGUACAGAGGCAAGAACAAGGUUGUAAAGCAAAGUUCAGUGUUUAUUCACACAUAGG